Molecule: messenger RNA, 743 nt
Organism: Aphanomyces invadans
Lineage: Eukaryota; Oomycota; Saprolegniomycetes; Saprolegniales; Verrucalvaceae
Exons: 2
Coding region: 13-681 (222 amino acids)
Cellular component (GO): cytoplasm; nucleus
Source: RefSeq, a predicted model, not a curated record
GGCAUUGCGAAGAUGGUCGGCGGCGGAGUGCCGCGGCGAUUGAGACUACUCUGCUUGCAUGGUUGGCGAACGAAUGCAGCCGUGAUGAAUGCUCAGCUCCAAGGGUUCCGGAAAGCAUUCGGUCCUGACGGUGUCGACUUCACAAUCCUCCACGCUCCGUUCGCCGCGUCGGGGCCAGCGCACACGACUGUCUCGGACAACUUUGAUGGACCAUUUUUCGAGUGGUGGGACUACAUCGAGCAUCCUGCAGGGGCGCCGAAACGACAUGAGUACGUUGGAUGGAAAGCGUCGCUCGAGUUUGCCAUGGAUCGCAUCGACCGCGAUGGCCCGUUCGACGCGUUGGUGGGCUUCUCGCAAGGUGCUGGCAUGGCGACUCUUCUCACAGCGCACUACUCGUCCACCACGCGCAUUCCGUAUUCCGCCGUGGUGCUGUGUUGUGGGUUGCUUCCCCGAGACGGCAUGCCACGUGGCCUUGCACUCCCGUUGUCCAUUCCGUCGUUCCACAUCCUGGGAAAAGCAGAUUCGCGGUAUGGUUGGGGUCGCAAGCUUCUCAGCGCAUACGAUCCACGGCAGCGGCAAGUGUUCGAACACGCUGGUGGCCAUCGAUUCCCAGUCUACCCAGAGUACAUGGCCACGUACAACUCGAUAGCCCACGACCUACGGGCCAUUUGCAUCGCCUAGUGUAGUAAGUGGCCGCAGAGCCUUCCAGCGAUAUAGCCCAUGUUACAAUCUCUUUGUCGGCA